Molecule: messenger RNA, 2921 nt
Organism: Paralichthys olivaceus (Japanese flounder)
Lineage: Eukaryota; Metazoa; Chordata; Actinopteri; Pleuronectiformes; Paralichthyidae
Product: acetylcholinesterase collagenic tail peptide
Biological process (GO): extracellular matrix organization
Molecular function (GO): extracellular matrix structural constituent conferring tensile strength
Source: RefSeq, a predicted model, not a curated record
UCUGAUCCACAGCUGGCACUGUGUUGGCUCCGCUCAGUGGCCUCUGCUACAGGUCCUCCCUCCACCCAGCUGUGUUGUUAUCGACCGGCGGGGAGGAAAGACUGGUCGAUAAGUGGAUCAGAUUUAUUGGCGGUGCAGAUCGGCUACAGCGCGCCAGAUGCCAAAGGAGCCACAGUGCGUGGGACUGCGCACCGCGAGAGGAGACAGACUGCGCGUCUGCGAGUGCGGCACAAUUUCAAGUGGAAGCUUGUGUUUGUGUGUUUCAGGGAAACUAGAGUAAACAACUAAAGCAGCAGAAUGGACCUGGUCAAAUUUGCAGUGUCCUUCCACAUUCUCAUGAGUCCUGCGUGGGCCUCUUCCAAUCACCCUUUCAUGGACAGCAUCCUCUCUGCCCAGUCAGCCCUCAGGUUGCUGGAUGAGAGGAUGAGGUUCGACCCCUGUUGUCUCAUGUCACCGCCUCCGCCGCCGUUCUACCCUCCACCGCCUCAGGUGUGGAAGCGAGGCAGCCCCGAUGAUAUUGGCAUGUUAGAGCCAAGUGUUAGUGGAAAAGAGGAGCAGCAAGGAGAAAAAGCUGUAACACCGGGGUGUUCGCCUGGACCACCCGGACCUCCAGGACCCCGGGGACCAGACGGUCAUGAUGGAUUACCUGGCAUAACAGGACCAAAAGGAGAAAAGGGAGAAAUUGGACGCCCGGGGUCAAAGGGUCGCACAGGAGCCCCAGGUCUCCCAGGGAAACAAGGACUAUCAGGAUGGCCUGGUCCAGAGGGACUCAAGGGUGAGAAAGGGGAUCCAGGACUCAUGGGAUUACCAGGACUGAGGGGCCCACCAGGGACAAAGGGUUUACCUGGCUACAAAGGAGAUAAGGGUUCUCGUGGUGACCUGGGGUCAGCGGGACCAAAAGGCGAUAAGGGUUCCAUUGGUUUGCCCGGGAUGCUUGGCCAGAAGGGUGAGCAAGGACCGAAGGGAGAGCCAGGAGUCUCAGGGAAGAGAGGACCAACUGGGCGGCCUGGGAAGAGAGGCAAACAGGGCAUGAAGGGACAGACUGGAGCCUCAGGAGUCACAGGCCCUGCAGGUCCCGCAGGUCCCAAUGGCCUUCCUGGGCCACCUGGUCCACCUGCCUCAGGUCUCUAUCUUGUGGGGGAAAAAGGAGAGAAGGGAUCCACCGGUGUACCAGGUCGCUGUGACUGUGACACCACGCUUGGAGCUAAUAAUGCUCCUUUCGGCAGCUACACACAACGGGGAGGUGCCAAUAAAGUCCCUGCAAUAUUUGUGGUCAACAACAAAGAGGAGAUGGGCCGUCUUCAUCUGGACAAUGCACUGGCGUUUAGGAAGGAUCAGAGGAUGCUGUACUUUAAAGAUAAAGAUGGAUGGAAGCCCAUACAGCCCUUCCAGGCGUUCCAGUCUACGGAGGAAGUCCCGGACAGAGUCGGUGCAUGUGGGGACGGGAAGGUGCAGCCCCAGCACGGAGAGGAGUGUGAUGAUGGAAACCAGAUUGUCACUGACGCUUGCCUCAACUGCAAGUGGGCCUACUGUGGAGACGGCUACCGACAUGAAGGCAUGGAGGAGUGCGACGGAAAGGACUUUGGUUAUCAGACCUGCAAGUCCUAUCUUCCUGGAUCCUUUGGGCAUCUCAGAUGCACCGACUCCUGCCUCAUCGAUUCCACCGGGUGCAAGUACUUCACCUGAUCUGAAAAGUUAACAACCGCAUUGCGACUUUACAAUUCCUCUUUCUGAUCAUGGGGAGUAAACUUCAGAUUUCUGUUGAAGUUUCACCCCUUAAAAAAUCCUGACAGACUGAGAGGGGAUUAAAGAGAUGCUCUGGUGCCUGCUCUGAGCCAUGGAUGGUUACGGGAGUCAGCUUUUGAAUCGACUGUCUUCCUCGCUGGAGGUUUAACUCUUUUGUUGGGCCUCGGAGAACAGUUACUGUCACAUCAUUGGCUGCAGCACUGUUAUGGACACUGAUUGUGGGAAACAUUUAACAAAACAUAUGACGUAUGAAAUAGUUACAAUAUGUAUGACUUGCUGACUGUUAAUGCAGAAAUAAGCUGUGCUCUCAACUUCUUUUGUAGUGACAGAAUAAAAAGAGCCUUUUCCAAAAGAGCCAAUGACAUUAUGGAUACUAUACGUAUUGUAGUAUGCAAAUAUGUGUAAAUAUGUCUGUACAUUGAAUUAGAAAACAUAUAUUUAUGAAGUACAAUGCUGUCAUAUUGCAUGUAAUUGUGUUUCGGUACACAGCAGACUGCUUUAACCUGUGCUGUAAAUGUACUCGCCAAAGUGUGGCCCUCUAGAAAAUAAUGUGACAGAAGGAAAAGGAAUGCCGAAUGAUUUGAAUUUCUAAACAGCUUGAAUGCCCUGCUCUGUGACACCAAGAUGACUCAAAUAUGAAUUCACUGAAAUGUGAUUAACUGCAUGACAUGAAUGUAUAAUUCAUAAAACACUGUACACUAAUAAAGAUUAGGCCCACACUUAAAAGAGUCCCCAUUCAAUUGAUGCAAUGCGGGUUGUCAGGUCUGUUUGGGAAAAGCAGCCCAAAACUAGAAAUCUGAAUUUGCCCAGCAGCAUUGCUGUCAUUGCCAAAUAUAUAAUUAUAUCUACAAAGUAGUGCCAACAUUUAAAUCAGUUUCCCAUAAACCGUCCUUUCACUUAGAUCCUACAAUGACCAUGUUUUCCUUAGACACUAUAUUAUCAUGAAUAAAAUGUUUGAAAUAUAAAACAUAGCUCUGUGGUGUAGAUUUGUGGUUACUCAUAGACUGUAUAUUAAGACGGACAACACAUCUGCCCUUCUUCCCAAUACUCAGAAAUGAAGCCAAAAUAUCCCAAUUUUGAAUGCCGCCAUCUUUAAUGCCAGAGUCUGCACUGCCACGAUCAAGUGGUUGACCCUCCUACUAGAGAGGUCACACUGAUGUGCAUGCUUGAUUAAU